UCGAGAGGAUAAGGUGAUAUUGAUUAUUGACUGCCUACACUUCCUUACUAUAUUCGCGCUCACUCUAUCGGCUCUAAACUCAUCGCCUUUUAUUUGUUCGUUUUAAUUAACUGUUCUCAUCUCUUCAAUGGCGAUGGGAACAGCUAGUUGCUCGUUCUCCAUGUUCAGAAUCACGGAAACCUGUCCUACCCCGUCAUAUAUUUUUAACUGCCGCUUUGCCACUUUGCGGAGAACCAUUUCUUUAGAUAUGAAUAAAGACGUGCAUUUGAAACGAAGAGCCUUGAAGAAAGACUGCUUUCCUACAGGGAAAGCCAGAGAAAAGAUGGAAGGCAUUUCUAGAAAGAGAUUUCCUGCUAGAUCAAAGAAUGAAAUGUCAUAUUUGCCUCCAAAUGACAGUGGAGGAAAUAAGAGUCGAUCUCAACCAACAGUUUUUAAAUCAAUUGGCACACAGAGAAAAGACAAGAAGGGGUCUGCAUAUGAUCUUAAAGAACAACAGGUUAAAGACACAGGAGAUCUUCAAGAUGCAGCUUUUCUUAAUGCUGUUGUGAAGGUUUAUUGCACCCAUACGGCACCUGAUUAUUCCCUUCCUUGGCAAAAACAAAGACAAUAUACAAGUACAGGAAGUGCUUUUAUGAUAGGGGAUGGAAAGCUUCUGACAAAUGCUCAUUGUGUUGAACAUGAUACACAGGUAAAAGUGAAGAGAAGGGGAGAUGACACCAAAUAUGCGGCUAAGGUUUUAGCUAGAGGUAUUGAAUGUGACAUUGCUUUGCUUACUGUUGAGAGUGAGGAAUUCUGGAGAGGAUCUGAACCACUUCGUUUUGGGCGCUUACCACUUCUUCAGGAUUCAGUAACUGUUGUAGGAUACCCACUUGGAGGAGACACCAUAUCAGUGACAAAGGGGGUGGUGUCACGCAUAGAGGUAACAUCAUAUGCUCAUGGAACAUCUGACUUGCUAGGAAUUCAAAUUGAUGCAGCAAUAAAUCCUGGAAAUAGUGGUGGCCCUGCAUUCAAUGACCAAGGGGAGUGCAUAGGGGUUGCAUUUCAGGUUUUCAGAUCUGAUGAAGCUGAGAAUAUUGGAUAUGUGAUACCCACUACUGUUGUGUCUCAUUUCUUAGAUGACUAUGAUAGGAAUGGAAAAUAUACUGGAUUUCCUUGCCUUGGAGUCUUGCUACAAAAAUUGGAGAAUCCAGCACUUCGUUCAUGCUUAAAAGUGCAAUAUAAUGAGGGUGUACUGGUGCGGAGAGUUGAACCAACUUCUGAUGCAAAUAAUGUUUUGAAGAAGGGGGACGUGAUUGUAAGCUUUGAUGGUGUUCCUGUAGGGUGUGAAGGAACUGUGCCAUUUCGAUCAACUGAGCGAAUUGCAUUCCGCUACCUUAUAAGCCAAAAGUUUUCAGGUGAUGUGGCAGAGCUUGGUAUCAUUCGACAAGGGACUUUCAUGAAAGUUAAAACAGUCCUAAAACCACGAGUGCAUUUGGUUCCAUAUCACAUUGAAGGAGGACAGCCUUCAUAUCUGAUAAUUGCUGGACUGGUGUUCACUCCGCUCUCUGAACCACUGAUAGAUGAGGAGUGUGAAGACACUAUAGGGCUGAAACUACUGGCAAAGGCACGUUACUCUUUGGCAAAGUUCAAAGGAGAAGAAAUCGUGAUAUUAUCACAGGUCUUAGCAAAUGAAGUAAAUAUCGGAUAUGAGGACAUGGGUAAUCAGCAGGUACUGAAGUUCAAUGGGACACCAAUAAAAAACAUACGGCACCUUGCACAUCUUAUUGACUCAUGCAAUGAUAAAUAUUUGAUUUUUGAGUUCGAGGACAACUUCCUUGUCGUUUUGGAACGGGAGGCAGCUGCUGCAGCUUCAUCUUGCAUUCUCAAGGAUUACGGGAUUCCCUCUGAGAGGUCUUCUGACCUCUUGGAGCCAUAUGUGGAUCCAUCAGAAGACAGUGAAGCAACAAGUCACGACCUUGGCGAUAGCCCUGUCUCAAAUUUGGAAAUUGGCUUUGAUGGGCUUCUUUGGGCAUGAAUAAGAAGAUUCAAUUUGCUUGAUAUUUUCAGGAAUUCUGUUUUGAUUCUGUUUUCGUGCAGCAGAAUCAAAACCCCUAAUCGGUGCCAGAGAUAUUGUGUGCUUUGGCGACAUAAUGAGCUAUUCUUCAUGCUGGUUGUAGCAUUUUCUUCCCCAUCUGGAAGAAGUUAGAGGCAUGAAUGUGCACAAAUGUUCCUGCAGCCAGCUCCUUGAAAGUGGAUAUUACAAAGAAGCUGAAACCCUCGUUAGAUGACCCUUUGAAAUUUAAUUCAGGCCAAUCUAUUCACAGUUGGGAGCAUAAACUUCUAGCGAAGGUCUCCUGCUCCUUGGAAGCAUUGUUGUAUGAACAUUACCAAUCUUUCUAUUUGGUAAUUUAACAAAACAAAUUUCCUAUUUGGCAUUUUACUAAAACAAUAAGUUUCAUUUUUCUUUUUUCUACAUAUCUGGUUUUUCUAAUCAGCAAGGAGCGGUAUUUGUAUCAAACAUCUUAAUUCGUUUAUUUUUGGUAAAAUUGCUGAAACCUCCCCUGUACUUUGACAGGUGUGGUUCAGUACCCUAUUUCAUGCUAAUAGCAACUUUCUGAUCUA
Molecule: messenger RNA, 2601 nt
Organism: Nelumbo nucifera (sacred lotus)
Lineage: Eukaryota; Viridiplantae; Streptophyta; Magnoliopsida; Proteales; Nelumbonaceae
Gene: DEG2
Product: DEGP protease 2
Biological process (GO): proteolysis
Molecular function (GO): protein binding; serine-type endopeptidase activity
Source: RefSeq, a predicted model, not a curated record